AUGGCGUGUAUCAACCUGAUUCAAGUGGAGAUGCAAAGUGGCCCAGAAGAUGUUCAUUUUGUGGCCCCAGGAAUUUUGAAUAACAAAAACUUUGCCCCGCUGCCUACAUCUUUCUGGGCGCUACACCCAUAUGAGGACGCCUUCUGGAACCGUGUCCAGCUGGCUCACGACCGCUAUUUCAACCCCAUACUGCACCCCAAAUACACCAAGAGGGCAAUGAAUAAUAGUACCUUGUAUGAGUCCCUGUUGAAGCAAAAUUUCUCUGAUGUGACUAACCUGACCAGCAUCAGAAGAAACUUUGACAAGCUACCACAGCAGAUGCAAGACUUUGUAAGGCACAUGCAAAGGAGGGACUAUCCAACUCUCCUCCGGCCAGAUGGAGUAUGUGGGGCUGGGGCAAAGGAUGAGAAGGAGCCCACUCUGCUUCUCCUGGCCAUCAAGACAACAGAGCUGAACUUUAAAAACCGGCAGGCCAUUCGAAGGACCUGGGGCCAGGUGGGAUGGGUGGCAGGCCGGAAGAGGAACAGCAACAGAGGUGAACAACGUGGAGGAUAUGUACGCAGGGUGUUCCUGUUGGGGAAAGAAAGCCAUGAGGAGCCAAGUGUGGAUUCAUCUAAGCUGCUGCAGCUGGAGAAUGACCAUUAUGGAGACAUUCUGCAGUGGAACUUCACGGACACUUUCUUCAACCUCACCUUGAAGGAUGUGCUCUUCUGGAGCUGGUUCUCAGACUUCUGUGGCCAGACUCGCUUCAUCUUUAAGGGAGAUGAUGACAUCUUUGUGAACACCCCAAACAUGGUAACAUAUCUCCAGCACCAGCUGAUGAAGCCAAGAGCACACAAGACAAUGAAAGACUUCAUGGUUGGAGAUGUCAUACGUGAAGCAAUGCCCAACCGAGUCAGCGACUCCAAGUACUUCAUCCCAGAUGCCUUUUACAGGGGCUUAUAUCCUGCAUAUGCAGGUGGGGGAGGGGUGGUGUACUCGGGCCUUUUGGCCAAACGCCUGCACAGUGUGUCCAAAGGGGUUCACCUGUUCCCUAUUGAUGAUGUCUACGUGGGGAUGUGUAUGAUGCGACUCAAAAUCACCCCCGUCCACCACCCUGGUUUCUUCACAUUUGACUUACCUCAAAAGGAUGCGGAGCAGCUGUGUUCAUACCACAACAUCCUGCUGGUCCACAGACGAAGCCCCGACCAGCUAGUAAAACUGUGGGCCGAGCUGAGCAAGACACAGAUGCAGUGCUGGGAUAUGCCUUUGAGGGAUGCACAAGAGAAGGGAGACAAACCCUAA
Molecule: messenger RNA, 1284 nt
Organism: Monopterus albus (swamp eel)
Lineage: Eukaryota; Metazoa; Chordata; Actinopteri; Synbranchiformes; Synbranchidae
Product: N-acetyllactosaminide beta-1,3-N-acetylglucosaminyltransferase 2-like
Exons: 1
Coding region: 1-1284 (427 amino acids)
Biological process (GO): protein O-linked glycosylation; poly-N-acetyllactosamine biosynthetic process
Cellular component (GO): Golgi membrane
Molecular function (GO): hexosyltransferase activity; UDP-glycosyltransferase activity
Source: RefSeq, a predicted model, not a curated record